Molecule: messenger RNA, 1068 nt
Organism: Pollicipes pollicipes
Lineage: Eukaryota; Metazoa; Arthropoda; Thecostraca; Pollicipedomorpha; Pollicipedidae
Product: D-arabinitol dehydrogenase 1-like
Exons: 1
Coding region: 1-1068 (355 amino acids)
Molecular function (GO): zinc ion binding; oxidoreductase activity
Source: RefSeq, a predicted model, not a curated record
AUGAGGGCGCUGCAGUUUUCUCAGCCGGAGCGGCGGCUCGAAGUGCACGAGGUGCCGUGGCCAACCGCCAGCGCACCCAACGAUGUGGUGGUGCGUGUGUCAUACGCCGGUGUGUGCGGCACCGACCUGCAUGCGCUGUACGACACGUUUCCGGUGUCGCAGGACUGGCUGACGAUGGGCCACGAGCUGAGCGGCGUGGUAGCCGAGGUAGGCAGUGGCGUCACCACCGUCAGUGUGGGUGACCGCGUCGCUGUGGAUCCCAACAAGGGCUGCGGCUCCUGCGAGUUCUGCAAGCUGGGACAGGUGAACUUCUGCCCGCGCGGCGGCAUCUCGGACACGCUCGGCUUUUGGCGUCCGGGCGGAUGGGCCGCGGCGACGGUGGCGCCCGAACACAGCGUGCACCGGCUGCCGGACGGCCUGCCGCUGUGUUCAGCCGUGCUCUGCGAGCCCCUCUCGUGCCUGAUCCACGCGCUGGAUCAAUUCGAGCCGGUGCCGACGCAGGGGCGCGUGCUGAUCCUCGGCGCUGGCAUCAUCGGCGUACUGGUCGCGUGCAUGCUGCACCACCGCGGCGCGCGUAACGUCACCGUCAGCGAGCCGGCGGCGGCGCGCCGCGCCGUCGUGGACGCGCUCGACCUCGGCUUCCGUACGGUAACCCCCGACCAACUGGCGGCCGAGUUUGCGCCGCUGACGGAGCGCCAGCUGGCGGCGGGCGGGCUCGACAUGGUGAUCGACUGCAGCGGCGUCUGCUCGGCCAUCGAGACGGCGGCUGGCUGGCUGCGCAUGGGAGGAAGGCUCUGCCUGUUCGGCGUACCGUCAGCUCAAGAGCGUGUGGCGCUCAGCCCGUACCUGUUGGUGACGCGGGAGAUCACGGUACGAGGCAUCCUCAUCAACCCACACACCUUCCCGCGCGCCACUGCACUGGCGGCUGAGCUGUAUCCGCGCUACCUGCGCCCGGAGAAGGUGGGAGUGCAGCUCUUUACGCUGGAGGAGUACCCGCAGGCGUUGGAGAAGCUGAAGAGCGGCCAGAUCUGCAAGGCCGUCUUUAUGCUGGACGGAUCACAAGAGUAG